Molecule: messenger RNA, 1803 nt
Organism: Coprinopsis cinerea okayama7#130
Lineage: Eukaryota; Fungi; Basidiomycota; Agaricomycetes; Agaricales; Psathyrellaceae
Product: high nitrogen upregulated cytochrome P450 monooxygenase 2
Exons: 10
Coding region: 1-1803 (600 amino acids)
Molecular function (GO): heme binding; iron ion binding; monooxygenase activity
Source: RefSeq, a predicted model, not a curated record
AUGCCAGUCCUUGGCCACGCCCUGGCCGCAGUGGCCACUCAUCUAUGGUUCAAGUCCUAUGACCCGACAUCGCCUCGGUCCAUCUUUUCGAUGCUAAUCUUUCCACCACUGACCGUUUAUCUCCUCCUCUCUAACCAAAAUACCGGGCUGCUCCGCGACAGUGCCGUCUUCUAUGCGACGUUGGUCGCGUCUGUCGUGCUGUACCGCCUGUCACCACUACACCCUCUUGCCAAGUACCCUGGACCUCUGCUAUGCAAAAUCACGAAAUUCCGCAUGGCAUGGGUUGCCGCGCAAGGCAGAAACCACAAGUUCUACCAAGCUUUGCACAAGAAAUAUGGAUCUAUCGUCCGCGUUGGUCCCAACGAACUCUCCAUCGUCGAUGUCAACAUCAUGCCAUUCAUCCUAGGAAGCCAGGGCAUGCCCAAAGGUCCCAUUUGGGAUGGUCGGCGAUUCGGGUUGAUGCCGGACUGCGCGUACGACUCCUUGAUCGACGUUCGGGACCUCGGAAUCCACGCUCAGUUGCGCAAACCUUGGAAUGAAGCGUUUUCUUCGGGGCCUGUGAAGGAGUACCAUCAGCUUCUUCAUAAGAGGGGUGAGGAGUUGUCGACGCAGCUGUACAAGAUCGCGACCUCGACGGGUGCAAGUGGAGACGUUCCGUCGGUGAACCUGGUGAAAUGGAUUAACUACUUUGCGUUCGACUUCAUGGGGGACUUAGCCUUUGGUGCUUCUUUCAACCUCAUGAGCGAGGGGGACGUCGAUGGGGCCUGGAAGCGUAUGGAAGACGGCCUUGCCCUUCCCGCGAUUGCCGGUCAAAUACCCUGGCUUAUGCCAAUGCUCAACACCCUGCCAUUCGUCACAGCCAAAAAAGACGAGUUCAAGGAUUUCGGCAGGCACCACGCUCUCAAAAGAAUCGCAAUGAACAAGACGACCAAUGAUCUUUUCUACUACCUCUACGAUGAACCAGCAGUGCGCUCCGGAGUCCCACUCAAAGAACGGAUGAACCUGGUGAUCUCCAACAGUCUGUUGACCAUCGUCGCCGGAUCAGACACCACAUCCACCGUCCUGAGCUGCAUCAUGUGCUGUUUGCUGGCUAGGAAGGACGUCGUCGCGCGUCUGCGUGAUGAGCUGGACGCGGUGUUCACUACGAUCAACGAUUCCGGUGUGCCUGACAUAGAGAUCGACAAGCUUCUGAAGCUGCCAUAUCUCAGCGCAGUAGUGAACGAAGGACUGCGACUUGCCCCGGCCGUUCCCUCGAACAUGCAGCGUGCACCCGAAAAAGGGUCCGGAGGAAGGAUUCUAGGGGAUUCGAAGAUCUUCAUUCCAGAAGGUACAUCAGUCAACGUCCCCGCAUACGUUUACCACCACGACCCACGCUAUUUCUCGCCUUUUCCUGAGACAUUCAUCCCAGAACGCUGGAUUUCUUCUUCCGCGGCCUCUCCCAAUCGAACAUUGUCAACUUCUACCAAUCAUUCAAGGUCGACUUCGCCGUCGUCGGUUAUUGAUGACUCUGCGAAAUCCCAUGUUGAAACGAAGUACACGACGAGUAGGGAAGCAUUUAUCCCUUUCUCGUAUGGACCCGGGAAUUGCGCUGGGAAACCUCUGGCGAUGCUUGAGCUGCGGUUUGUCAUCGCGAUUUUGGUGCAGAGAUUCGAUCUGUGUUACAAGGGAUGUCGAAAUGCUUCGCCGGAGGUGUUGGCUGGGACAGAGAAGGCGUGGCUUGCGGGUCUUAAGGACGCCUUUGUGUUCACGAAGCUGCCUUUGGAGGUCGAGGUCACGCCGAGGGAAGAUUUGUGGAAAGUAUGA